Molecule: messenger RNA, 1842 nt
Organism: Helianthus annuus (common sunflower)
Lineage: Eukaryota; Viridiplantae; Streptophyta; Magnoliopsida; Asterales; Asteraceae
Product: probable polyamine transporter At1g31830
Exons: 2
Coding region: 98-1744 (548 amino acids)
Biological process (GO): transmembrane transport
Cellular component (GO): membrane
Molecular function (GO): transmembrane transporter activity
Source: RefSeq, a predicted model, not a curated record
GGGUGAGUAUAACAAAAUUACACUCCGCUCCAACAUCGACCCAAAAUCGAUUUCUCCCUUGCAAAAAGUUGUUCUGAAACAAACACUCAUUGCAUCUAUGGAUCAUCAUAAACAAGUUUCAGAUCAACAAGUUCGAAAACCGGCUUCACCGACCAAGUGUUCGGCUCAUGGGAUCAGUGAGGUCACUAUCACCACCGGUGUACCGGCAAAAACAAGUCCGGUGGCUUCAUCGGAAAAAGGCUCCGGAGAUUGCACCGGCAAGGUGGAUGAUCAGAAACUGAGGAUCACAACUAACAAACAAACAUCCAUACCCAUGGGAGGAUAUAACGUAGAAUACGCAGGGAUCAACGAAGAACAACAUUCUCCUAGAACAAAUCCCUGUCACAGUUACAAAAAAAUCUCGCUUCUGCCCCUAAUUUUUCUCAUAUUCUACGAGGUAUCCGGGGGCCCGUUUGGUGUCGAGGAUAGCGUUAAGGCAGCCGGCCCGCUUUUAGCUCUUGUCGGGUUCUUAGUCUUCCCAUUUAUAUGGAGUGUACCCGAAGCUUUAAUAACUGCCGAAAUGGGCACGAUGUUUCCGGAAGAUGGCGGUUAUGUCGUUUGGGUGUCGUCUGCGUUAGGUCAGUAUUGGGGGUUUCAACAAGGUUGGAUGAAAUGGCUUAGUGGGGUCAUCGAUAACGCGUUAUACCCGGUUCUGUUUCUUGAUUAUUUGAAAUCGGGUUUCCCGGCUUUAGGCGACGGGUAUCCGCGAAUCCUAGCUGUAAUAGGUUUGACUGUUGCGUUGACUUAUAUGAACUUCAGGGGCUUGACGAUUGUCGGGUGGGUUGCGGUUCUUUUAGGAGUCUUUUCGAUCCUCCCGUUUGUAAUUAUGGGGUUCGUUUCGGUUCCCAAAAUAGACCCGGCGAGAUGGCUCGUGGUUGACUUACAUAUCAUAGAUUGGAAUUUGUACUUAAACACAUUGUUUUGGAAUCUGAACUAUUGGGACUCGAUAAGUACGUUAGCGGGUGAGGUCGAUAACCCGAAAAAGACACUCCCGAAGGCUUUGUUCUAUGCUUUGAUAUUCGUCAUUUGCGGCUACUUUUUCCCUCUGCUUAUCGGGACCGGGGCGGUCCCCCUCGACCGCGACCUUUGGACCGACGGGUAUUUUUCGGAUAUCGCAAAAAUCGUCGGUGGUGUGUGGUUGAGAUGGUGGGUCCAGGCGGGUGCCGCCAUGUCAAACAUGGGAAUGUUUGUAACCGAAAUGAGUAGCGACUCGUUUCAACUUCUCGGUAUGGCGGAGCGCGGUAUGCUUCCCGAGUUUUUCGCUAAACGAUCCCGUUACGGGACCCCGGUAAUCGGGAUAUUAUUUUCGGCUUCGGGUGUGGUUUUGCUUUCACAGUUGACGUUUCAAGAGAUUGUGGCGGCAGAAAACUUUCUUUACUGUUUCGGUAUGAUCUUGGAGUUUAUAGCCUUUGUGCGGUUAAGAAUGUUGUAUCCAGCCGUUAGCCGGCCUUAUAAGAUACCGGUUGGAACCGUUGGUGCGGUUCUUAUGUGCGUUCCUCCAACCAUAUUAAUUUGUGUGGUUUUGGCUCUGUCAACGCUUAAGGUCAUGGCAAUAAGCGUUUUUGCUAUACUUUUCGGGCUUGUUUUGCAGCCGUUCCUCAAGUAUGUCGAGAAGAAAAGAUGGGUCAGAUUCUCGACUAGUGCUGAUCUUCCGGACCUGCAUAAUGUUGAUGAGAAUGAUGAGUCUUUGUGUCUUAGUGAGUAGUGACAUCAAUGUGGUUGAGAGCUUGUUUAUAUUCUGUUGUAUGAUGACAGUUUUUAUGUUUUUUGGUGUUAAAAGUUUAGUAGCCUUUUGUGUUCAAA